Bemisia tabaci is the source of this 6591-nucleotide messenger RNA. NCBI's taxonomy places the organism in Eukaryota, Metazoa, Arthropoda, Insecta, Hemiptera, Aleyrodidae. The record is from RefSeq and is a predicted model, not a curated record.
UAUUCCAGCAUUGACACGAAUCCAAUCAGUGUAUAUAUCAUGCACCCUUUCUGGAAUCGAAUCGUUGCAGUUUGUCCUCUGUGGAUUGCUCCAAAUCUUCUCACAUUCACUGGUUUCCUCUUUACGGUUGCUGCCUUUUUGCUCCUCACAUACUACGAUUACUCUUUUUAUGCCUCAAGUGAUGUUAAUUAUCCACCCAUCCCUAAUUGGGUCUUUGCUGUCGUGGGAAUUUGUAUUUUUCUUGCAUACAUACUGGAUGGAAUUGAUGGUAAACAGGCACGACGGACACAUACCUCUGGUCCAGUGGGAGAAUUGUUCGAUCACGGGCUGGACUCAUGGACCACAAUAUUUAUUCCAACUUUAUUAUACUCAAUUUUUGGUCGAUCUCCGCCAAGUAUUCCUCCCUAUCGAAUGUUCUAUAUUUGUUGGCAUGUAUUUAUUAAUUUCUACCUUUCACAUUGGGAAAAAUACAAUACAGGCGUGCUUUUUCUCCCUUGGAGCUACGACAUAUCCAUGCUUAUGACAACACUAUUAUUUUUACUGACAUCAUUUACGGGUCAUGGAUUCUGGAAAAUAACAAUUUUCAAUGUUCUUACACUUGGCAAAGUCAUGGAAGUCAUCUUCUACCUCACAACUUUACUUUUCAACAUCCCUGUCACUUUAUACAAUGUUUAUGUAUCCUACAGAGAUAAUACUGGAAAAAUGAAGCCAUUUUUCGAGGCUAUCAGGCCAUUAGUUCCAUUGCUCAUUUUCUUUGCCUUGGCAUUGUAUUGGGCUCACAAAUCACCUACAAAUGUAAUAGAAAGAGAUCCAAGAAUGUUCUUCAUGUUGUCUGGAUCAGUAUUCUCCAAUAUUUGUUGUCGACUGAUUGUGGCUCAAAUGUCAAGUACAAGGUGUGAGGUGUUUAACCCUCUCCUAGUUCCUCUCUCAUUUGGUAUUUUGUUGUCAUUGAUGAUCCCCGUAUUGGAAUUGUUUAUCUUGUACGCACUUUUAAUCAUUGCAACUUUGGCUCACAUUUAUUAUGGUGCAAACGUUGUGAACCAAAUGUGUGAUCAUUUCAAAAUUAAAUGCUUCAAAAUACCAUACAAAUGAUUUUUCUGGCCCAUGUAAGUAAACAACGGAGUCAUUUACUCUAAGACACUUUACAACAUUUACUUAUUUUGCUUCUCUCUCUCUCUCUCUCUUUUGUUCUUGAACAUUUGUUGAAUUCGUAUUAUUUUUCUGAAUUUAUAUCUUGUUUGUAGUAUUGUAACAUUUGUAUUUAAUCAAAUGAGAGAUGAAACUUUGAACUCUGAAGUCAGAAAUAAGCUUAAAAUUCCUAAUAAAAAAUAAAAAAAUAAAAAAAAUUGAAAAAACUGGAAAUUGAACUCCCUAUUGUGUCAACAGAGUGCAAGUGAGGUAGGUUUUUUAAAUAAUUUAAGUACUUAAUUAUUGUUGAAUUCUUCGCUCCAAUUCCAUCAUACGCUAUAUGUGGUGUCCCAACAGUACUGCACGUUUUCUUUUUUUAAGGAACGGUAGCAGAUAUCAAAAUCCGGUUUGUGUAGUGUUAAAGUGCUAAUAAUGACCGCUAAAACAAGAUCAACUGGAACUCUUCAGAUAAAAAACUGACCAAGCCACAGCAUUUUGAAAAUGACAUGUCGGGUCGAUCCCUCCAGGAUUCCUAGAAUUUUUUUUGCGAAGGAACCAAAGAUUUAAAGAGUCAUAAAUCCUACAAAAAAACCCUGAUCGAAUGAAAUUUGGGACAUAGUGUCACUCAACAUGACUGCUCAGCACUUAUGACCACACUAGAGCAUAAUGUCAAAAAGCGGCAACAAAUGAAAGAGGUAUAUCGUCACCAAAGAAUUAGAGGAUAAGCAUGGGAUCGUCUGUCCUCCACACUCCCCUUAUAGCCUGGACCUCCUACCCUGUAACUUUGUAACUUUUGGCUGUUUUCCACGUCAAAGAAAGGCUUAGGAUGCAAAAAGUUCAACUUCAUCAACAAAUUCAACAGAGCUGUUGAAACUAUUCCCUGUACAUCUGCAGAAGUAAAAUUUCGAAAGAAAUCGUGUUUGUAGAAGUAGGAUACGCAGUUGCGGUGCUGUGUGGAAAGUGUAAGAAGGUAUUAGAGAAGGAAACCAGUGUCCAGUCGUCUGGUGAAGAAAAAUGAGUAACAGUACUUCUGGUGAGAUUCCAUAAUAUUAACUUAAUAUAACCAUCUGAAUAUUCAAAUCUUUGUUUUCGUUCAGAAAAAAAUGCUAAAAAUCCUGGAGGGGUCUGCCCACCAUGUCAUUUUCAAAACGAUGUAACUCGGUCAAUCUUUGACCUAGAGCGCUUGGGUUGACUUUGUUUUAUCAGUCACUACUAGCACUUGACGCUUUGCACACUGCAUUUUGGUAUCUGCGACCGUUUGUCCGAAUAAAGGAAAUGUGCAGUAUUCUUGGGACACCCUACUUAUUGUGGCUCUCUUGUGAGAAUUACUUUUCCUAAAGUUUAUAUCUAAGCAUGAGGGGAAAAAUAAUGAAGCCAUUUAUGUAGAAAUAUGUAGGUCAAGAAAUUUAUUACAGAUCAAAUCCUUCUCUCAAAAAAGAACUUCAGAAAUUUAAAUUUGAAGCUAAGUCAACGAGAAACAAUGAUUUUAAGAAAGAUCACAUCUGCUGGUUUUACAGAGAAAUUCUUUCAAGGCAUGAAAUGAACUACUUAGCUUAUUUAAGAGAGCUAGAACGAUUCAUAUUAAUCAAAGGCCAAUUACUGUUUAGAUUUUUAAUGACUUUUCGAAAAAAAUAAGUAUUUUGUAACUUCAAUAUAAAAAUAAUGAAGAAAUCAUCUGUCUCCUAAAAUGAGGGAAAAAAUCAAGGGGGGUGCCAUCUCUCAAAGAACUACAUGCAAUUGGUCUUAUUUCCUUUUAUUACUAUUAUAAUGUGCUCACACACACACGAUCUUUGAGGACAUUAUGGAGUGUUUUCUAAUUAUUUACAUGAACAAGGAAUUUUAACAUCCGUUGUGUAUAGAUAUACUGUGGGUUUUUCUUCAAAUUCUAAUUGUAAAAUAUGCCAGAAGUCUGGAACUCAGUACCAACACUCUUGUAGGUUUGCAGAUUCUAAUGAAGCGUUAUCCCUAAAAAUGGUGAAUGUUCGAUAUCUGCUGUUUGUGCUGGUAUGGCUUCAAAUCAUAGUUGUAAGUUUUUCAUUCAAGAUCUGUCUGCUUUAACUAAUGCAAGAAUUUUGAUAAUGAAAUAUUCAAUGCAAAAGGUAGUUUGUAAAAUUUCUCCCUCUGCAUUAUAGAUGAUUUUCUGUUUCUCUUGAAAACUAUUGCUUGUAUCCUUCGAAAUCUCAUUAAUCAUUUCUCUCUGUACAAAAUACACCAUUAAGAAAAGGAAAUAUUAUUUUCCCAACAGAGUGGUUCAAUCAGUAAAUUUCCAUGAACCUCUAUAAAAAUAUGAUAAAAAUUGUAAAGAGUUAUGACGGCGAAUUAUAUAGGACCAAACCAUGAAUAAAAAAAUUAGUUGACUACUUGAUACUUUUUAAAGUCCCUUUCUAACUCUUUAGGUGAAUCUCCAGCUGUAGUUCCGAAAAAAUCCAUCACGUCGCGCUGCUAAAAUUCGACUCCAAAAUCAGUGAUUAUUAUUUUAAUAUCACAAUAGAUAUUUCAAAUUCUAAGAUUCAUAACUUCUAGCAGCAUACGUCCGGAAUCCUUAGGAACAAACGCGAGCUUUGAAAGUUUAAUAAUAAAAGCUAUAACUUGAUCCCAGUUUCAAUUAUGGGAUAUCUGUAAGUGCGAGAGAGAUAUCUGCAACUGCUAAGAGGAGUCAAUCGCGAUCGGUUGCAUCAAGGUCAUCAUGCUGAACCCUACUCUUUUGUGGGAUCAAGUUUUAGAGCUUCAGAAAUUACUUUUCACGUCUUUUUUAUUGUCAAUAGAAAGAAGAAUGUUAUGGCUAGAACUUAUGACUCUUCGAUUUUAACAGAAAUUCCUUUAACUUUCAUCAAAGCUCAAGGUUUCAUGUGGGGCUGUACGGACUCUAAAAGCAUGGACCAAAAAAUCACUCCCUGCGCAAAAAAUUUUCUUACUACGCACCGCUGUAGAUUCACCAUAAAACUAGUUCCAAUCGGCAGCAAGUGCCCUAAAGUUGAGAAGUUUCUGUGCUGUGACAUUUUUUGUCAAUGUUGGUCCUUAUUUUUAUUAUCCUAUCCUCAAAUGGCCAACGGAAAAUUGUGUUAUUUAUACAUUCUACACCUUGUCUCAUCAUUCAGGACGAUCCUUUAAUCUGUAAGAAAAUGAGGAAGAAAAAAAUUCGCUCUUGUUGGUUUAAAAUCCAAAAUCCAUCCCUCUCACUGAGGAAAGAUUUAACAGAGUGUCAUUAUCAAAUUUCUAAAAUUAUGGCUAAAAAGAUUUAACUUAAGAGUUUUUAUUACUUUGAAAUUUAACUAAAGAAAUUUUUUGUUAAACAUCACCCUUUGUUAUCAUGUUGUUAAUGUUUUUCUUGCAUUAAUUUAAGUGUUCAUUUUCUACUGCUCUUUUUUUAUUCGGAUCAAUGUCUUUCGUAAAUUUGAACAGCAAAGGAGACAACUCAAUUUUGGUAUGUUUUUAAAACGUAACAAGGAACGGUAUUUAAUGCAUGCGUGAGUAUUUAGUUCUCCAAUUAUGCCUCAUUGUCUGAAUAAUUUCUAACAUAAAUAUUGAAAAGAAAACUUUUUUUUUGAGACCAAUGUUGGAAGAGGUCCACAUAAUCAAUGUUGAUUAAGGUGCUUCCUUUUUCUUUAACGUCAUAUUUCUGUCAUAAAAAAAUUAUUCUUAAUAUCCUUGCCAUUUUUACUCUUUUGUCUCUUUUCUUUGUUAAAAUGCUCUAUGAUAAUGAAAAUCAUUAUUUUGUAUAUUAAUUUUUCAUUAUUUAGCAGCAGUUGGAAAAAUAAUAGCAGUCUUUGCAGAAUAAUUACAAAUUCAUGAAAGUUGUGAUUUACUAAAUGCUUAAUCUUACACUCUCUAUCCUUUCCUGUGCAGUCUCUCUUAUUUGUUUGUCCUAUUUGUUGUUGCAAGAGAGCUCUCUUGCAUAUUUAUUUGAUAUUUUUUCAAUGGGUCCAUUUGUCCAUCCAUUUUUGACUCAGUGUUUCUUUUGUCUGUGCUAUCUUUCAAAUCUUACAUCCCAAGAAUUUCUGCAAUCUUCUUUCCUAUUUUUUAACUUUAGUCAUAAUUUUUCGUUCUUUGAGCUGUAACUUAUUCCUGGAAGAAAGAAAUUUUCGUAAGCUUCAUACCUUUUGCUUCUCAUUUACUUCCUUCAGUGGUGUGGGGUAUGUUUGGUGACAGGACAAGCCAUGGCAACUGCCAUUUCACCUGGGUUGGAUCUCACCGCAGGGGGUAUAAGAUAUUCCCCAGGUAUAGACGAACGUCAGGGAAAAUGUUAAAGAUUUAGACCCUCUCUAACCCCUGUCUUCAAUCGCAGGAAUAAAAUAUGAUAACUUGUUUCGGUGAAAAUAUUGUCUUAUUCCUUUCUUUUAUCUCUAUUUAUCUCUUUUCCUCAGCCCUUUUUUUCAUUAAUAUUCCCGGCUUGAGAGAAUGCAGUCUUAACUUUGAUGGAAUUAAGUAGAAAAAUGCAUGAAGCACUGCGAUGACUUUAAAGGUUAACUGCCUGGAAACUGCGCUUCUCAACUCCUGCUGUUGCUGAGAGACAAAAGAAGCGAGCUUGCAAAUAGCAUGUUUUAUUGAUCCAAGCUGGUAGUACACUGUAGCUGCAUCACAUUUAAUAACCUGUCUCUGGUUUUUCUAAUGUGUAAUUUAUUUUCUUUUCAUUAAGAUAUACUCAUUAAUAACCUUUUUUCAAUCGUAUUAAGCAAAAAUUCAAUCAACUUUUUGGGCAUAAUUUUCUUCUUUCCUCUCAAAUCUUGAAACAAGGUUGCUCUACUUUGCCCCUCAGACUGCAUGCCGUUGUCCUGUUUGCCUUUUUUACUUUGAAAGCUACAAAUACCUUAUUGUUUAGUCUCUAUGUGCUUUAAAGAUUCUUAUGUUGUGAAAGCUGUAAAUGAUUUUUAAAUUUAAUUUUGAUCAAAAGUAUUUUUGAAAUGAAAAUGAAUGUAUUACAUGUCUGCAUCCCUCCUUAGUCUCGAACUAGGUCCCUCGUCUGAACCAAAAGAUAGAUAAUUUGUAUAAUUCUGUCACAAUGUACUGGAAGUUCUUUUGCAAUGAAGAAACUAAAAUAAAAAAAUCAGAAUAUUGUAUAAGUUUAUAAAUUUUCAGUCCUUCUUUUUAUUUUUUCAAAGGAAAAUCAACUACCACUCGGCAUGCAAUUUUUCGAUCAAUGAUAAAAUAAAUUUUGUAAAAUUUCACUGGUCGAAAAACAUUCAAGUUGCCUAUAAUCUAAUAACAUGUGACAGGGAGUUAGCAAUUUUGGAAUUUAUUACAAAGAAUUUUCUAGAUUCACCAUCCCUAUGUUAACUGAGAUGCAACUGAAAUGGAUGAUGUAUCAAUUCUUGAAGAAUUGAUUAAAGUACAUCUCCAAAGGAAAUCACACUAAUAAUUUUUAAGAUUACACAUAAGAUGUUCUCACCCAAGUUGUAUUCUAUUUCUUUCUUAAUACUCUGCGUUGUUUGGAUUCAUGAAAUAUAUUAUUUCCUCCAUUCUCUA